This is a messenger RNA of Geodia barretti, 1596 nucleotides long. Lineage: Eukaryota; Metazoa; Porifera; Demospongiae; Tetractinellida; Geodiidae. The record is from the annotation of a GenBank genome assembly.
UUCCAGAGUUUAGGGACAUUGAAAUUAGUGAAGGAAUGUCGAUAUCCACUACAUUCAGCUGGCCAUCUAGCUGUGGUGGUGAUGCCUUUUGCAGGGUCAUGAAGACCCUCCUUGGAAAAGAGUCGAAACUUAGACUUGAGGGAGCAUUUAGAAAUGCUCGCUAUUAUUCUCUCACAGUAGCAGUACAUGAUGUUACGCUUGGAGGUGGGGUAGUGCUACAGAGAGCAGGCUUGCAGUUUGUUGGUGGAGCUGAACAGUCUAUUGGUCUUGUUGGUAGCAUCCAACUCAAAUCACCCCCAUUUACUCUAAAUGCUGCUAUUAGGCUGACACCUGGCGGUGUGAAACUUGAAGUCUCAAUGACUAGCUGUUGGAAAGGAGCUUUCAAGAUUCCUGUUUUAACUGUAUGCAACCUUCUGAUGUCGAUACCUAUUGCUCCAGUUGCCCCACUAAUAACAGGUCUUGAGUUUGGCGCCCGGAUUGAAAUAGGAAAUCGCAAGUGUGGCAUCAAUAAGCUCCUUACUGCUGAAGCAUAUGUGGGGAUAAAUACGCUCGAUAUACAGCAAAACUAUUUUUAUGCUGAUAUAGGCCAGCUGACAUUUCAGAGAUUUUUCGAUGCAUUUUGCAUACCAGUUACUCUUCCUAGGCCACUUGGAGACAGUAGGUUUCCAAAAGGGUUGAAAACAUCAUUCUCUCUCCUCGGCAAACAGCUCCCUCAUGCAGGAAUUACAAUACCAAUUGGACUCAGAUUCAAAGGAACUUACAGAAUACUUGGCCUUUUCGGCAUCAGUAGAUAUCAAUAUCCAACCAAGUAGGCUGAAAGUAACAGUUGAAUUGCCCCCACUAAAUCUUUUGGGGGUUUUGAAGAUGUAUAGGUCACGUACGGAAAAAUCAAAAGGCCCAUUAUUUCAUGUUGACAUCAGUGCCACUAAAAUGCCAGAGAUUGAAAUCAGUGGCUUUGUUGAGGUGUUGGGGGUGUCGGUUGAAGGAAGGCUCCUUAUAACAAACACCAAGUUUGAGGUCUUUGUUGAAGGCCGAAUUUUUGGCCUAUUUAUUGCAAGUCUUCGUAUCAGCACAGGAUACUCAAAGAAUGUUAACAGUGCACCGUUCGAAGUUGAAGGAAGAUUUAAAAAUGACUUGUUUGACAGAAUUGCAAAAGGAGUGAGGGAUGGACUGCAGAAAUCAGCUGAUGAAGCAGACCGGCACAUCUCAGCAGCUCAAAACAAGAUAAGACAGGUAAAAGGGAAGUUUGAUAGUGCCAUCAAUUCAUUGGAAAGGGCAAAGAGAAAGGUUGAUGAUGCCAAGAAGGUGUUCGAUGUUGCAAUAGGCAAAAUGGAAGGUGCUAGAAGAAAACUUGAUGGUAUCUGCCGUAUUAAAUCAUGUGGAUCAGCUAAAUUCUUCUACGAGCGCCUGGUGAACUACAUGAUGUCGGGGGAGACAGAGGCUCUAGUACUGGCCCACUCCCAGGCCCUCCAGAGGUGGAGGGACCUCAUGGGACCCACUAAACCAAGUCUGGCCCAGUCCCUGGCCCCUGACUCCAUCAGAGCUCUCCACGGACUCACCGACACCAGGAAUGCUGUUCAUGGCUCUGGUCAGUAG